Molecule: messenger RNA, 2080 nt
Organism: Pelagomonas calceolata
Lineage: Eukaryota; Pelagophyceae; Pelagomonadales; Pelagomonadaceae
Source: the annotation of a GenBank genome assembly
GCACAGACUCUCGAGUUUGGAGCCGCGCGCCGCCAAACGCGUAAACGCACGCGCGCCGUCGUGAGGCUGCGUGAGGCUGCCCGGCGCAAGCAGCGGACGCCUCGUACCAGGCAGACGACCAGUCGCCGCGAACCGAGUGAACAAAAAGGGCAGCCAUGAGUGGGAGCGGCGUCUACACCCUCGCGCCGACGGGCGAGCGCAUCUACGAGGGCCAGUCGGCCUUUGGCGCGACCCCGGACAUCGACGAUCCGGACUUCGAGGUCAAGCAGCCCGGCCACAGUACGAAAAAGAAGGACGGCGAGCCCCCUACCAUAUUUGACAUGUUGUUACAAAGACAAAAAGAAACGAUACGACCUUUAGAAUCGUAUUCGUUGUUCGUCGGGCCGAAGGGAGGCGGGAAAUCGUCGUUGUUGGCCUUGCUGCAGCCUGCGGGUACGGUCCGAGACACGCCCAAGCCGACUGUAGCUCUGGAGUACGUCUUUGCUCGACGGUCGAAGAACACGUCCACGUUGAAAGACGUGGCCCACAUCUGGGAGCUGGGUGGCGGCAUGAAGGGCGACGGGGUGGCCGAGUUGGUCGGUGUUCCGAUUACGACCGCGAGACUACCUACCGCAGUACUCGCAAUAGUGUUGGAUCUCUCGAAACCACAAAAUGUGAUACCGGCCUGUCUGCACUGGCUCACGAUGCUCAGAACUCAUGUACAGUCAAGAUUAGAUGAUCUACGGACCUCGGGAAGUUCAGAUCUGUGUGGAAAUCAACCAGUGUGUCGGGUGCACCCGACAAUUCUUCACUAAGCCAUUUCUCGGCGACGACGCGGCCGCGCUGGCUCCGUCGAGCGGUGGGGAACCGGCAUCGCCACGCCAUCGAGCAGGCGACGCGUCGAUGGCGUGGAGGACGACGCGAUGAUUCAGCACGACCGCGCCGUAAAAUUUUGAUUUCCACACAGGUUCAGAUGCAGCCAGUGAAAUGGAGGACAAGGCUAAAGAGUCGUUCCAGACGAUCUGGCGGAAGAAGCACAAGAAGGAGGACCACCCCGACCGGCGGAACGUGGAUGCGUGCGCGGUGCCGCUCAUGAUCGUCGCGAACAAGUGGGAUAGCAUCAAGGACGAAAAUAAUCCACUGGCUCGAGAUAGGUUAGGGUUGAAGGCCCUGUGCCAGGUUCUAAGGUUCUUGGCUCAUCAACAUGGUGCUUCGCUAGUAUUCACCUCAUCAAAGGACAAGGCGCUGAACAAGCAGUUCCGGUCAUUACUAUCUUUUACGUUGUUCCACAAGCUCGAUAAAGCCAUGCGGACCGAAAAGUCCCCGGAUAAAGCUAUCUAUGUGCCUCGAGGCGCGGAUACCUUUGAUGAACUAUUAGCGGCGGGGCCGGUGGCUCUCGACGGCAUAAACCAGUGCAUAAAUCAAAUUGUCGCGGCUCCACGCCAUCGACGCGACGCCUGCUCGAUAGCCUGGCGGUGCCGGUUUCCCACCGCUCGACGGAGCACCCGCCUCACUGGUUGAUUUGUGCACAGGCAUGAACCGGCGCGGACGCGUGAACGACCGCGACGUCCAGGAGACGUUGAUCAAAGCUUUAGCGGAGUUCUUCGGCGAGGCCGAUGCGGAUGCGGCGCCGAAACCCAUGGAGGAGGAUCCCGACGCCCUGGAGACGGAGCAGGCCCGACUGAAAGAGGAGGCCGAUGAGUUCGCGGAGCCGGUUGUUGAUGAGGCAUAUAAACUUAAGAUGGAGGCCCUGGAAAAAUACAGGCAAGAACAGUUAAGAAAAGAGAAGGAGAACGCCUUGGCCGAGAAGCGGCGGGAGAAGCGGCGGCGCGAGGAGGCGAAAGCCAAGGCCGAGCGGCUGGCGAAGCUCGAGGCGGAGCAAGCUGAGAGAAGGGCCGCUAGAAAAGCUAAAAGGGAGGCCGAGCAGGCCGAGGCUUUGAAAAGAGCGCAGGAGGAAGCGCUUAAAGGACCGCCGAAGGAGGCCGAGGCGAAGGCCCCGGAGCCGUCCGCGCGGGAAGCCAAACGCGGCGCGAAGGAGGCGAAGCGAGGGGCGAAGCAGUCGGCGAAGGCGUCGUCGUCCUGAGUAAUAUUCAAGAAAGUA